Exophiala xenobiotica is the source of this 901-nucleotide messenger RNA. RefSeq names its product 60S ribosomal protein L10a. Gene Ontology annotation, molecular function: structural constituent of ribosome; RNA binding. Gene Ontology annotation, cellular component: large ribosomal subunit. Gene Ontology annotation, biological process: translation. The record is from RefSeq and is a predicted model, not a curated record. Bases 83 to 736 code for a protein of 217 amino acids. NCBI's taxonomy places the organism in Eukaryota, Fungi, Ascomycota, Eurotiomycetes, Chaetothyriales, Herpotrichiellaceae. The transcript has 3 exons.
CUUCUUCAUUCCCUCUACCAACGUUUAGCGCAGUGCCUCACCAUAAGAAUCUAAUCAAUUCUUCUGGAAGACUGUCCCCAAGAUGUCGAAAAUCACAGUCGCCGGAGUGCGCCAAAACGUGCAACAACUUCUUGACUACUCUUUGAACGAGAAAAAGCGAAACUUCCUCGAGACCGUCGAACUUCAAAUCGGCUUGAAGAACUAUGACCCUCAGCGUGACAAGCGUUUCUCCGGCACCAUCAAGUUGCCAACUGUGCCUCGUCCGGGCAUGAGCAUCUGCGUUCUCGGUGACCAACAUGACAUUGACCGUGCCAAGCACCACGGCGUCGACGCCAUGUCCUCCGACGACUUGAAGAAGCUCAACAAGAACAAGAAGCUGAUCAAGAAACUCGCCCGCAAGUACGAUGCCUUCGUCGCCUCCGACAGCUUGAUCAAGCAAAUCCCUCGUCUCUUGGGUCCUGGUCUUUCCAAGGCCGGCAAGUUCCCUACCCCGAUCUCCCACGCCGAGGACCUCAACGCCAAGAUCACUGAGGUCAAAUCGACCAUCAAGUUCCAGCUGAAGAAGGUCUUGUGCAUGGGUGUCGCUGUUGGCAACGUUGGCAUGACCGAGGACGAGCUCAUCUCCAACAUCAUGUUGGCCAUCAACUACUUGGUUUCCCUCUUGAAGAAGGGAUGGCAAAAUGUCGGCAGCUUGACCAUCAAGGCUAGCAUGAGCCCUCCCAAGAGAUUGUAUUAGGUUGCAUAUCUCACCGAACGCCUCACCUGGGGUUUCAAGAUCAAAGUCAAUUCACGAUCUUCCAACUAUCACCUCUGGAUGCAUUGAGUAGCACAUACCAAGACAAAACAGGAGUAGAUAGUCGCUGGUAUCAUCCAGCUAACGAAGAGAAGUCAUGAAAUCAUA